Molecule: messenger RNA, 285 nt
Organism: Parnassius apollo (apollo)
Lineage: Eukaryota; Metazoa; Arthropoda; Insecta; Lepidoptera; Papilionidae
Source: the annotation of a GenBank genome assembly
AUGCCUGGAGGUGUACGUACACGAGGUGGUAGAGUAGGACGCAGAGGGAGAGGAGUUCGCACCCGUGGUGGCACGCAGCAACGGCCGAAUGUCUCAGACGACGUUAAUAUUGGCGUGGUUGAAGAACUGCCAACCGGCAGCCCCCUCGUGGUGUCAAGUAGCAAAACACACAGUAUAUGGCAACCAACUGCUUCAGACAUAGGAGGCUACGACGCGAGAGGUGACGUCGCGGGAGGCAAUGACACGGGAGGCGAUGACGCUGAUAUUCAGGGGGAAUUUCAGUAA